UGGAUUUUUAGCUUUAGGGGAAAGAAAAGGAGUUCACAGUUCUAGCUCUCGGUCACAAAGAGAAGAACCCGAAAAAAGGAUGGAGAAUCAAGGAGAUAUACUGAUCCACGGUCCUGCCUCUCGACGAACUCGAUCUCAGGUUGCACCUAACUGGACCGUACAAGAUUCACUGAUCCUUGUAAACGAGGUCGGCGCCGUUGAACUCGAAUGUAAGAACGCAUUUGCUUCAUUUCAGAAAUGGACAAUCGUAGCUCAAAAUUGCAAUUCCCUCAUGGCUAACAGAAGCCUAGAUCAAGUCCGCCGUCGAUGGGACUCUAUUCUCGGCGAUUACAAUAAGAUCAAGAAAUAUCAGGAGGAGAAAUCAAUGUCUUAUUGGUCUAUGAUUGAAGAGAAAAGGAAGGAAUUUCGUCUUCCUGAUAGCUUUGAUUUGGAAUUGUUUAAAGAAAUGUCUCGAGUCUUGCCGAUUAUUGAAAACACUGUUGGUGCUGACCUAGUUACCGAUCCAGAUCCUGAACUUGUUGUGGAUGAUGAUGUUAUUGUUCAGUCAGGUUACAAGAAGCAAAGGCAGCCUCCGCAGCAGCAUCUGAGGCAGAUUUCAAAUCAGAAAUUUGGAACUUCUCAGAAACGAAGUACAAACAAAAGAGUAAAUCUUCCUCCACCAUCUCCUCCUCCUUCUCCUCCAUCUCCCCCUGAAGAACCAUCAGAUGAUCAAUUCGAUCCAAACAGUGUGGAGGAAAUCGAGCAACUUCUAGUUGAGAAACUUCGCGAGAAUUCUGAGGUUAUCAAUGCUAUUGUUGAAGGAAGUGGAUGUAAUCAAUUGGGUGAUAUUGAAUUGGCUGACCCCAAGAACAUGGAUGCUGAUGAGAUUGAUGUUACUAGGCUAAACGGGGAUGAAGUAAUCGCCCGUUUAGGAAAUUUGUCUGAAACCCUCGACAAACUGCAUGAUCUUAUCCUUGCUUGUCGAAGAUGAUCUUAUUUUGAUUAGGAAAUCUGACUGAAACCCUCGAUAAACUGCAUGAUCUGAUCCUUGUUUUGUCGAUGAUGAUCUACUUUGAAGAUUAGUAAAUCUUCUUAUUUUGAAUCUUAUUUGGAUUUUGGUGAUGGAAGUUAAAACUGUUAGUUAUUAUACAGGUGGGGUUUUUAUUGAAGAUUUCUGAUACUUUUGAACA
Molecule: messenger RNA, 1169 nt
Organism: Impatiens glandulifera
Lineage: Eukaryota; Viridiplantae; Streptophyta; Magnoliopsida; Ericales; Balsaminaceae
Product: trihelix transcription factor ASR3-like
Exons: 2
Coding region: 80-970 (296 amino acids)
Source: RefSeq, a predicted model, not a curated record